AUGACUGAACUCCCAUCUCUGUCCCCUGUGGGGUCCUUGGGGCUCCAAGUAAACAGUGGCCCCCAGAGCUCCCCAGAGGAGGUUCCUGCAGCAUUUUUAAGGCCUCGACACAGCCUGGGCAUUCUCCAUGCCUCCUACAGCGUCAGCCACCAGGUUGGGCCCUGGUGGGACUUCACAUCUUGCCGGCAGCAGUGGGACCGGCAGAUCCUCAAGGAUGUCUCCUUGUACGUCGAGAGUGGGCAGAUCAUGUGCAUCUUAGGGAGCUCAGGCUCGGGGAAAACCACGCUGCUAGAUGCCAUGUCUGGGAGGCUGAGACGCAAGGGGACCUUCCUUGGGGAGGUGUUCGUGAAUGGCCAGCUGCUGCACAGGGACCAAUUCCAGAACUGCUUCUCCUAUGUCCAGCAGAGUGACACGCUGCUGAGCAACCUGACCGUGCGGGAGACUCUGCGCUAUGCGGCACUGCUGGCUGUCCGCCGCUGCUCCCCAGGUUUCCUCCAGAAGAAGGUGGACGCAGUCAUGGUGGAGCUGAGCCUGAGCCACGUGGCAGAUCAACUGAUUGGCAAUUACAACCUUGGGGGAAUUUCCAGUGGUGAGCGGCGCCGGGUCUCCAUCGCAGCCCAGCUCCUCCAGGAUCCCAAGGUCAUGUUGUUUGAUGAGCCCACCACAGGCCUGGACUGCAUGACAGCCAAUCAGAUCGUCGUCGUCCUGGCAGAGCUGGCUCGCAAGGACCGCAUUGUGAUUAUCACCAUUCACCAACCACGUUCUGAGCUCUUCGAGCUCUUUGAUAAAAUCGCCAUUCUGAGCUACGGAGAGCUGGUUUUCUGUGGGACACCAGUGGAAAUGCUUGAUUUCUUCAAUGGCUGCAAUUACCCUUGUCCUGAACAUUCAAACCCUUUUGACUUUUAUAUGGACCUGACAUCAGUGGAUACCCAAAACAAAGAACGGGAAAUAGAAACCUACAGGAGAGUCCAGAUGAUUGAAUCUGCCUACAAAGAAUCAGCAAUUUAUCACAAAACCUUGGAGAAUAUUGAAAGAGCAAAACACUUGAAAACAUUGCCAGUGAUUCCUUUUAAAACCAAAGAUUCUCCUGGAGCUCUCUCUAAACUGAGUGUUCUCUUGAGGAGAGUGACCAGAAACUUACUGAGAAAUAAGCUGGCAGUGAUUAUGCGUCUUGUUCAGAAUCUGAUCAUGGGUUUGUUCGUCAUUUUCUACCUUCUGCGGGUCCAGAAUGAUGUGCUGAAGGGUGCUGUCCAGGAUCGCGUGGGUCUUCUAUACCAGUUUGUGGGUGCCACCCCAUACACAGGCAUGCUCAACGCUGUGAAUCUGUUUCCUGUGCUGCGAGCUGUCAGCGACCAGGAGAGCCAAGAUGGCCUGUACCAGAAGUGGCAGAUGCUGCUGGCCUAUGUGCUGCACGUCCUCCCCUUCAGUGUCAUUGCUACCAUGCUGUUCAGCAGUGUGUGCUACUGGACUCUGGGCUUAUAUCCUGAGGUUGCCAGAUUUGGGUAUUUCUCUGCUGCUCUCUUGGUUCCCCACUUAAUCGGUGAAUUUCUAAGUCUUGUGCUACUUGGUAUGGUCCAAAACCCAAAUGUGGUCAACAGCAUGGUGGCUCUGCUCUCUGCUGCUGGGAUAUUUGUGGGAUCUGGAUUAAUAAGAAACACAGAAGAAAUGUCCAUUCCUUUUAAAAUCCUCAGUUACUUAACAUUCCAGAAAUAUUGCUCUGAGAUUCUUAUAGUCAAUGAGUUUUAUGGACAGAAUUUCACUUGUGGCAGCUCAAAUCAUUCUGUGACAACUAAUCCAAUGUGUGUCUUCACUCAAGGAAUUCAGUUCAUUGAGAGAACCUGCCCGGGUGCAACAUCCAGAUUCAUGACAAACUUUCUGAUUUUGUAUGCCUUUAUCCCAGUUCUUGUCAUCCUAGGAAUAGUUGUUUUUAAAGUAAGGGAUCAUCUCAUUAGCAGAUAGUAAAGAACAUUGCUGCAAAAAUGGACCUGGAGCCCCCGAGGUGCAUGACUACUUGGAACAUCAAAGAUAAGAAAGCCACAUGUUUCUUGAUAAUACAUCUUAAGUCCUUUAACCAUUAAAACUCCAAUCUGUGCCCCUCAGAUUCACACAGGCCUUGAAUGAUAUUCCAACUUGCAGGGACAUGUGAUAUCUAGAGAUUGUGACUGAGCUGGUCCAAAUAUGUAAAUAGUAAUAAUUCAUAAAGUUAUAGGUGACUAGUGGGACUAUUUUUCUUUGUCCUAGAUGCAGAAAAGGUCAUCAGUUAAAAAUAUGCUUACAAACAAAAAAAAAUAUGCUUACAUUUGAUAUCAGAUUUGGUAAGAAGAAGAUAUUUGAAUGAUCACUGAAUGUAAGUAACAGAAAAGAGAACUGUGGGUUUGAUAAUUGCCAUCAUGCAGAAUUGGGUAGGAAUUCUUUCAUUAUCAUUUAAAAGUGCAUAUUUACGUUUACAUAUCCACAUGAGGGGGCUGAGUUGCUCAACCACAUUAAGAGGAUGUUAGGCAGACGCUGGAUGAUGAACACUCCUGAUACAGAGCACCUAGUGAAUUUUUGAGUGUUAAAAUGAAAAACUGUGGGAAUGGGCUGAACUGAGAACAUUGCAUACCAGAUAAAUCUCUGGUACUGUUUUAAAAGAGGAGUUUGCUAUUUUUCCACUUUUCACGUAGUUGAAAAGUGAAUGUUACUGAUAAAGUGUAUGCACUAAUGGCUAGAGUUGUUAAAGUCC
Molecule: messenger RNA, 2722 nt
Organism: Hyaena hyaena (striped hyena)
Lineage: Eukaryota; Metazoa; Chordata; Mammalia; Carnivora; Hyaenidae
Gene: ABCG5
Product: ATP binding cassette subfamily G member 5
Exons: 13
Coding region: 1-1959 (652 amino acids)
Biological process (GO): cholesterol homeostasis
Cellular component (GO): plasma membrane
Molecular function (GO): ATP hydrolysis activity; ATP binding; ABC-type transporter activity
Source: RefSeq, a predicted model, not a curated record